CACCAACGUAACAAGUCAACUCCUUGGCUCAGGGUGACAAGAUGGCCAAAGGAAAAGUAAAGACCCACAGUGACAGCUCAGCUCCAGUCCAGCCUCGGUCACUCAGGUCCAGGAAGAGGGGAUGUCCAAGUGAAGAGGUUUCUGAGACUGAUUGUGUCCAGGACACUGGAGGAACUAAUACAGCUGUGGAUUCUACUCUGCUGCAGUUCCCUCCACAGGAAUCUACUUUGGUUUCAUCUCAGCAGCAUCAGGGUGCAGAAGAGCUCUGUCCUACCAAACAAGAUCAUGUCACAGAAGAAAAACCUAUGGACCAAACAGAUGUGACAGUCAGAGAUUUUGCAGAGCAAGAAGAGACAACAGCCACCAAUGCCAACAGGGACUCAGAGCUGGAGAGCUCUACUGUCCAAACUGAUAAUGAUGCUGGCAAAAGGGAAGAGGACAAGACUGAAUUAAGUGUAGAAGAAUGUAACAGAUCUCCAACUCAAAAGGGGAACAGCCAACAUUUGGUCUCUGUGCACUCAUCUGAAGACGGCAAAGAGUCGUUUUCCACUGCUUUGGAAGAGCAAGGUUGUACAAAAGAGAACUUUUACUGUGAUCUGGAGAAAAACAAAGAAGCAAGCCCAGAGGAACCCAUCACUGCAUACACAGCAGAUGUGAGUAUAAUAACUAAGGACGCAGCAGCAGGGUUACCAGCCAAGAAGAAGCGAAGAAUGGGUAUGUGUGGUCUUACAGAGAGAGAGCGGAGUCACUUUCUGAAGACACAAAAGCGUGAGAGCGGGCAAAAGGAGCCAGAGAGGGCCGAGACACAGAUUGACAAUGGCACAGCUGACCUUGUGGCUCAGAAAGAGAUUAUAUCUUCACACCUGUUAAUGUCAUCAUUCUCCAUCCCAGAGGAUAGCGUCUCAGAGCAGAAUGAGAAAGGGCUAGAGCUCCAGUUUGGAAACUAUGGAGGAGAGAAAAGGGCACAGGCUGAGGUCUGCAUCACUGGCACAUCACCUGGUCACAAACAAACAGUCGACCCAAAGUUACACCUCCCUGCUGAAGAGGCAGAGGAAGAGGAACAUAUGAGUGAUGGGAGAGAUGGAUCAGCAUUGGUUGGUCGAAGUCCCGCCAUCCCUUCUUGCUCUAAUCCAACCGGAGAUAAAGAGACAGAGGGCUUAUGUGAAUGUGAGACUACACAUCUGGAGUUGAAUGGAGAGACUUUGAGAAAAGAGGGGAAGAAGGACGAGUUGACAGCUGAUGGAACCCAGACAAGUGCUUCUUCCUCAAACAGCCAAGCAGGAGGAUUCAGUCAUGGCUCUGUGAGGCUCUGUGAGGCUGCAGUGACAUCUGCUGGCUCAGAGAAGAAUGGCAAUUGUCAUCCAGAUGAAGAACCUGGUGCAAGUCCCAUGAACACGGAGCACCCGCUGAGCUGGAAAACCUUUGACCCAUAUGGACCAGGGUGCUUGGAUUACGUGUCAGACUCUCAGCUGAACACCAUUUCACUAACUGGAGAAGAAGUGAUGGAGAGGGAGGAGGAUCCUGCUUUCCAGGCUCCAGGCUGCCAUGAAGAUGCUUCAGAUCUGAUCUGUGGGCUUAUCAGAGAACUCUCCUCUCUGAAUCGAAAGGUGAUGGUUGCUCACAGAGAGCUGGAGAAUCUGCGCCGUGGCACUAAGAGUUCAAGAAGCUCAACACAUUGAAGAUUUGUUUCAGGUCCCAACCACCUCAUCCCCAAGGCUUUGUGGGUAAUGGUUGUACUUGAACUAUUGUUAAGACACUUGUCUGAAAAUGUAAUGUUACACCUUUUCACUGAUAGCUGGCAUGUUCUUUUUUUAUUGAUGAAGUUUUUGUGGUUCCUAUAAAAUAAAGCCAGUGUUUGUAAUGAUUUAUUUGAGUUUUAAUCAGUUUUUAGUCAGUUAUUGUUUGUUGAGGUGAAUCAAGUCAACAUCAAUUCUGUUCAACUGUCAGAGGAUGGGGAAUAAUAACAAAAAAUAUUGAUAAGUUUGUCAAUUUAAACUUUUUUUAAUUUGUGAAAAGCCAGAGUAUUUGCACAUCUUUUUCUUCACAAAAUCAGACAAGCUUCAUUAACAUUAAGAAGUGUCAUAAUCACAACAUCAAAAUAAAAUGCUUUCAGAACAUGUUUUCAUACAUAAGAACAAGAACAAUAAUCACUCACAUUGUUUAAAAAGGUAAAUAUCACAUGGUCAUAAUGUGGCACAUGCUGUGAUGACUGUCUAAGGUUUGAUUGUGUUAAAUAUCCUUUAAUGCAUGGACAGAAGAUAUGGAACUGGCAGACGACCACGUGUUAAAAAUAUAUAAAACAAAGAGACGGUGACCUUUAUGAAUUUUCUCCCUCCCAAACGUAUCCGGCUGUCGGUGCAGAAAGCCCCCUACAAAUCCAAACUGCACACUGACGCUGUAAGAGAGUCCAGGCCGACAGAAACACCAGCUGGGACUAGACUCCAAUCAGCGACCUACAAGGCUC
Molecule: messenger RNA, 2464 nt
Organism: Cheilinus undulatus (humphead wrasse)
Lineage: Eukaryota; Metazoa; Chordata; Actinopteri; Labriformes; Labridae
Exons: 9
Coding region: 42-1679 (545 amino acids)
Biological process (GO): double-strand break repair involved in meiotic recombination
Source: RefSeq, a predicted model, not a curated record